Molecule: messenger RNA, 852 nt
Organism: Penicillium atrosanguineum
Lineage: Eukaryota; Fungi; Ascomycota; Eurotiomycetes; Eurotiales; Aspergillaceae
Exons: 1
Coding region: 1-852 (283 amino acids)
Source: RefSeq, a predicted model, not a curated record
AUGAUCAACCCGCUCAAGGUCAUGGCGAGCCUCAUGAAACGGUUCAAGAGGAAGCGCAGACUUUCGUCCGAGUUGCACUCUCGCUGGGGCGACCCGGCCAUCAGUUAUCCCAACGAGGGCUCCUGGAACCAAAGAAAUCAGCCUGGCUUCGCUGUCACCACUCCAGCGGAGCCACACCACCAUGACCGUCCAGAUGAGCCGCGGCGCUAUAUGCCAAUGAACAAUGGUCCGACACAGAGCAUCGGCCAUCCAAACGACCUUGGUUCUCACAGCAUCGACAUGCGAGACACGGUCGCCGGUCUGCCGAUUCCAAAAGGUUACUUUGACGAAAACAUCCGACACCGCACACGAAGAAGCUGCAGUCCACCCGCGCGAGGCUUGGGCAUUGAUGACCCGCGCAAAGAGCUACAACAAACACCAGAUAGCUCGGAUGAGGAGUCAUGCGACGAAGAAGACGAAGAAAGAGACACAUUCGGCGGCCCAGGAGGCUCGCUACGUCACACAGAAAUCCCGCGCCCAUCUCCCCAACUCGACUCAUAUAUGGAUCACUCUUCAAGAUCCCCUCCAUUAUCAGUGACUUCACGUAUGCGCCGAAUUAGCAUGCAAAGCUCGACGACCGAACACACGCCCUCGGUCGCUGGAACGACCAGCUCAAGACAUACGAGCCUCACGGCUGCAUCUUCUGUCUCGGCACCGUCACUUCCCCCGGACACGCCGCGAUAUGCAUUCAAUAACAUGCAUCCGGCACCCCUGGAAAAGCGACAUGCUCCCCGCCCGCGGCCCCGGGAACCCGAGCCUGCGUUUACGGUUCGUCAUGAGAUGGUGCCGUCCUACGAUGAACUCUAUGGAUGA